Molecule: messenger RNA, 707 nt
Organism: Lolium rigidum
Lineage: Eukaryota; Viridiplantae; Streptophyta; Magnoliopsida; Poales; Poaceae
Product: protein synthesis inhibitor II-like
Exons: 2
Coding region: 1-585 (194 amino acids)
Biological process (GO): negative regulation of translation
Molecular function (GO): rRNA N-glycosylase activity
Source: RefSeq, a predicted model, not a curated record
AUGACGCAGUGCAUCGUUCCCCUUCUUGGAGGCGACAUCGAGGUUCUGAUUCUCAUCAAGCUUGUCGGCGUCCUUCUUGGCCCGCAGCAGAUGACCGAGGCCGUGAACGCGCUCGCCGCGCGCACCGGGGCCGACCUCGGCUCCGGCGCGAAGCAGCAGCAGGCCAGGGAUGCCGUGGUGGCGCUGCUGCUCAUGGUGAACGAGGCCACCCGGUUCCAGACCGUGUCGGCGUUCGUGGCCGGCCUGAUGCACCCGAAGGCGGCGGCGAAGAGAGGGACGAUCACCAAUGAGAUGAAGGCGCAGGUGAACGGGUGGCAGGACCUCUCCAGAGCGCUGCUCCAGACGGAUCGAUGUGAUGUAGACAAGCCUGAAGGCAAGGGGAAAGGCCAAGAGGAAUCAGCUGCAGAAAAGAAGCCACCUCCUAUUCGCCCGCGCCCGGGAGCGUUCCAGGCGUCUGAUCAGAUGGAUGUGAAGACGGCGCACAAGGCGGCGGCGACGGUGGGGAUCCUCCUGUUCGUCCAGGUGCCGGGCGGGAUGGACGAGACCAAGGCGCUGCAGAUGUUCCGCGCCAGUGUCAACUACUAGCUCGAUCGCUUGGUGUAGCUUGGAGUAUACAUAGUUUGAUGAUACAUACGUACGGCCUGAAAAUAAGUAUGUUUGGGAAUACUUCAACGGUAAAUAAAGAAGUGAGCAGAUUCCACUUUUUA